AUGAAUGAUUUCAAUGCGACAUUACGCAAUUUAAACACAUUUAUCUAUGUACGAACUCGUACUAAACAGAGAUACUCUGUUGGUUUUGGUAAAGGUGGGUUGCCUUCUCUGGGUUCCGGUUAUGUUACAAUUGACAACGACGACAACGCAAAUUACAACAAACACGAAAUAUUUGACUACAGCCACCUAACACACGAGGGUCCUAAAUUAAAAAAACAAAUAAAAUACGAAACUAUUUUAUUCAAAUUCUACUUUAUUUAUAUUCUUCAAAUAAUUAAAAAAAAAAUGGAACCAAGUAUCAAAGUUGAAGUAACCACAAAUAAUGAGUGUAUAUUUAAUAAUUCAAUAAAUAUUUCAAAUUACCAUAAAAUAGAUAAUUUAAUCGAAAACUUGAAAGUGAUGCAACGACAAGUCAAUGACUUCUUGACAACUUUAGUUGAAAAAGACUCUGGCAAAGGUGAAUCUCAAGAAUUAUCCAGUGGAGAUGACGAAGAAGAUUCAGAUGAUGCUGACACAAUAGACACUAAAAAAUGUAAAUUCAAACCGACCGGUUUUAAUAAGUGA
Cotesia congregata is the source of this 564-nucleotide messenger RNA. Lineage: Eukaryota; Metazoa; Arthropoda; Insecta; Hymenoptera; Braconidae. The record is from the annotation of a GenBank genome assembly.